Molecule: messenger RNA, 2388 nt
Organism: Diatraea saccharalis (sugarcane borer)
Lineage: Eukaryota; Metazoa; Arthropoda; Insecta; Lepidoptera; Crambidae
Source: the annotation of a GenBank genome assembly
AUGUCCAUAUGUCCAUCUAGGUUAGCUCAAAAACUAUCGGUUCUAGAAAGUUUACCAAUUAUACAGUCGUUGGUAAAAAUUCAAACGUUACGGCAGAAGUACCCGUAUAGACAACUGAUUUAUUUUUUUAAAUCUACCUACAACAACGGGUUAUGUGGGACUCCUCCUGUAACCCCCGAAGAGGUUAGACAAGAAACAGGAGUUUACCCACUAAAACUCAGCGAUGUCCCUCGCAUGGAAGGCGAUAUUCUUAUAAUUUGCACGCUUGUGAUUGCUGUAAGCUUAGCUGAACCGCCUGUUAAUAACAGAUACCUACCUCCUCAGCGUGGAUUCAGUGGCGGCUUGUCGUCGCCAUCUCAGUCAUACGGAGCUCCAUUUGGUGGACAGAGGCAGACGGACGCUGUGUUUGGAAGCCGACCAUCGUCCUCCUACGGUACCCCAUCAUUCAAUUCCCGUUCCACACGUCCUUCAUCCCAAUACGGUCUUCCUAGCCACUCUAGGUCAAAUCUGCAAGCGCCAUCCAGCCAAUACUUACCAGCGAGAAUAAGCCAAACACCAUCUACGCAAUAUGGGACACCUAGAUCAACUAAUUACCAAGCAUCACAAUUUGCAUCCAGAAACCAAGCUCCUUCUACUCAAUACGGUGCACCAAGCUUCCAAGCUCCUUCUACUCAGUAUGGAGCACCUAAUGACUUCCAAGCUCCAUCCAGCCAGUUCGAACAGCCGUCAACGCAAUACGGAGCACCUGGAUUAGGCAGGUCUACCCCUUCACAGCAAUAUGGCGCGCCCGCCCUUGGUGGCAACCAAUACUCUCUCAAUGGUGGCUCCAGUUUUGGAGGCACAGAGAGAUCUUACUUGCCACCGUCUGCAAGACGUACUGGUUACGCCGGCGAUGAUGAAGCGAACUCGGAACCAGCAAACUACAACUUCGAAUACAUGGUGAAGGACGAGCAGUCUGGUAAUGACUUCGGACACCGCGAGUCCAGACAAGGAGACAGAGCUGAAGGCCUAUACUACGUCGUGCUGCCCGAUGGAAGGAAACAGACUGUGGAGUAUGAGGCUGACGAGAACGGUUACAAGCCUAGAAUAUCCUAUGAAGACACUGGCUUAGGAUCUGCUGGAUACAACAGGAACAGCCAGUCUGGUUACCCGGAUUAUCAGAACCAAGGAGGUCCUUACUAAUGAUUUAUUCUAAUAAAAACAUUAUACCUCCAUAUGAAACGUAAGACCAUUUAUAUCUGCUUGUCAUAACAUUCGUUUCCUGUAAAAAUCACCUUUUGCUAGAGUCGCCAUCUAGUGAGGUACAUUUUUAGUGAUUUCUUUUUUAAUACUUCCUAAUUACAAACAAAUACUCAAAUAUUGUGGUCUAUAUAUAAGACUUAAAAUACCGUUAGCAAUUUUGACAUAAUAAGUCAUAAUUGAAAUGUAAUUUUAUAUUUAGCUAUAUUUAAUAGAAACGUAAAUAAGAUUAAACGACGACAUUCGCUAUAAAAAAGGACUCCGUGCAAUAGCCCUUGUAUAUAACCUAAUACUUUAAUAGUUAUAAGUCUCACCUUUAGAAGUAACCAUCUAAGUACAAAAAUAUUUUUAUACUUAAAUUUUUAUUAUAAUGUAAAGUCUUUCUAUACUUCUAUUGUUUAGAGAAAUUCUAAUGCCAAUAUGUAUAUUUUCUUAAUAUUAUUUUUUCUUCAUUUUAGACUCAUAUACCCACCUCUUAUAUAAUUUUAACUAUUAUUAUCCUUUUUUAACUAUCAAUAAAUUAUUGUUAGUAACAAAUUGUGAAUUGUAAAUAAAUGAAACUUACCAAUAUCGAAAAAUCCAUGAUUUUUGUUUACACCCUGCCUUUUAAAGUAUAAGUGGAAUUGAGUCAUUUUCUAUAUCUUAUAAAGGAAAGCUAAUAAAAGGCAAAAUAAAAAUCAGAUGUAUAUUUAAUAAUUAUUUAUUGUUUUCAUUUACUCAUAUCACGCAUCAUAUUACUUAUCUACACCAAUCAGUUAUUCAAUUUACAAAAAGAACACAAACAUUACGUUUGAGUUGUCAACUAUUUAAAUAAUUAACACUUCAUUUAUCCAAACGCAAAAUACUUUUUGUUACAACUUAGCUAAAACAGCGACCUUUCAAAAAAAAUAAUUUAUAUCCCUGUUCACCCUGCCUGACAGGUUUAUAGAAGGUAAAUAAUUUUUUUGUUGAUAUUAAUCGAUAAAUUCUCAUCUUCAUGAGAAGAGUUAAAUGUGUUUUAUUAAAAACACCUCUGUAACCUAUUUAUAAAUAAUGUCAAAAUAACAACUGUCAAAAAUUUAUAGUGAACCAGUGACAAAGAAUUCGUUAUAUAUAAUCUAUACUAAUAUUAAAAGAAGAAAGAUUCAUUGUUUGUUUGCGUCCAAUAGG